UUCCAUUAUGCGUUGGAGUCGUUUCAUGGACCUACGGAUGUGAUUCUCCUGAAUAUCCGACGGUUUUUGUCAAAAUAUCAGCUUACUUUGAUUGGAUCUACGAGAGUACGGGAUACUGGAUCUAAUUAUAACUGAAGGCGAUAAUCAUAUCUGCCUGGCAUCGUUGACUGAAGAUUGUACUGGUGCAUGGUUGAUAAUAUUUGAAUUGUCGAAUCAUUCGCCAUGCUCAAAUUGAUUGGACUACGACUUACCAGUAGCAUCAUCGAUAGCGCGAAAGUACGACCAUGAGCUUCAACGAACUUUAAAUUCAAAUACGCAGUUGAUCAAUCGAUGCGAUCGAUGUCUGAUCGCGACUAGGAAGCGCUAAAAUCAUUGCCAAGUCCGUACAUAUCUGGAUCAAAUAUUUAUCUCUCUUUUGAAAUCCUGAUCGCAACAGAAUUUUUUUCGCCAUAAAUUCUCUCAAGGAAAAAACUGCAACACGUGCGACUUGUGAAGCUGAACCGGUGACACCGGUGAAUUAUUUGAUCGAUCUGUUAUUGAUCAAUUCAUCUGCCGGUCCUUGGUUAACCUAUACAUGGCAAUUAGAUUCUCGUAAAAGCCGUUUAUCGUCAAUGGUAAAUUUGUAAUCAGGCUAUUGAAAUGGCUACCGACGAACAAGUACUCAGCCUUCCAGACACCCAGAAUGCGGAUAUCUUGACUCAGACGCAAUCUCAAUCUCAGUCGCAGGAAACUCAUUCACAAAAUAGGAUCUGGGGAAAGCUCUAUCCUAAUUGUAAUGGAUUUAACAAAGUUGAGUUAGUUCAAAAUGAGUAUACCUUUGGCCGUUCUGAGAGGUGUGACAUAGUCCCUACUAAAGACCUGACCGAUCGGCGACUUAGCGUCAUAAGCAAGCAGCAUUUUCGAAUUAUCAAAGAGGUCUUAAGUAAUAAUUUAGAUGAAUUUGUCAUCUAUCUUGAGGAUACUAGCCACAACGGUACAUUUCUUAAUAGGGUUUAUAUUGGGCAAGGCAAAAGAGUUGUUCUUGAGAACAAUGAUACUAUUUCUCUCGCAAAGUCCGAUUUUUCAGUUUAUACGUUUAUCAGCACCAGAGCUGCUGAAGGCAGUGGCUUACCAAUGGAACUGAAGUGCAAGUAUGCAGUUUCUAGAACCUUGGGAUCGGGAGUUUGUGGCGAAGUUAAAAUGCUCUUCACAAAGAUGGGGUGCAAAAAGUUUGCUUUAAAAACUAUCGCAAAAAGUAAAUUUCUUACUCCAGAAAAGGGUCAAGCAUUUAAUGAUCCCGGAAAAAUUUUAAACGAAGUCCACAUCCUCAAGGCUUUGAGGCAUCCAUGUAUAAUAAGAAUGGAGGAAAUUCUGGACACUCCCUCCUGUGUCUACAUCGUUCUAGAACUGAUGGAAGGGGGAGAAUUAUUUGAUAGGAUCCAAAAAUACCAUGGGUUACCUGAAAAUAUUGCAAAAUUAAUAUUCUAUCAAGUAGUCCUUGCAGUGCAUUACUUACAUGAAAGAGGGAUAGCCCAUAGAGAUUUGAAGCCAGAAAAUAUUCUAUUGGCAAGCCAAGCCCAGAUGACACUGGUUAAAGUAUCAGACUUUGGAUUAUCUAAGCUGGUGGACACCCAAACUAUGAUGCGAACUUUUUGCGGAACUCCAAUGUAUGUGGCACCUGAAGUGUUGUUAACGCAUGGCAAGGGAUGUUACACGAACCAGGUAGAUGUCUGGAGCUUGGGAGUGAUCCUCUAUUGUUGCCUUAGUGGAUUAGUCCCAUUUUCUGUAAACAAUAAAGAAAUUCCUCUGCAGCAUCAAAUAAUCCAAGGAAGGUAUUACUUUCCUACAGCUAAAUUUGGCUCUGUGUCACAUCGCGCUAUUGAUCUGAUCCGACGCAUGAUGACUGUUGAUCCCAAAAAGCGAAUUACAAUCAGUAAAGUUUUGCUGCAUAACUGGCUACUUGACAGAGAGAUGAGGUCAAUUGUUGGCAAAUUAAUGAGUGAUGAAACUAAUUGCGAUGAAAAUGCUAUGCCACUAACAUUACCUUCAACCUCAAGUUCAAACACAAUGGCAUGCAAUAGGAAACAAAUGUAUCCCCCAACUUCUGCAUUCAAAAGGGCUCGUGUAGAGUGAUUGGGUUCCGUAUCUAUUAUUUCUUAUUACAUAGUGUUCUCAAAUCAUUGAUUGCCUUUAGAAGUAGAAUAAUCAUUGCAUCAUAAUGCCAAUGACAAUCCAGUGAUACAUUAACUCCAGUGAAACAGGGUAAUAAUCUGUGAUCUCAAAAGUUAUUAAGAAGGUGAUUAUAGAACACAGGUAAAAGUGCACCACCGGAAGAUGGUUGACAAGAUAGUAGACGUGUUCUAUCAUUCUCAAAACAGGAUUCACAUUCCAGUUGUUUUAAGUAUAUAUUUAGUUGUUUAGUUUUUUAAGUGUUGUUUUUUGAAAGCUACCUCGGUUAAUGAAUCCCUGCAAACGAAAGACGACGAACUGCAAACUGAAGUUGCUUGUUGAUUUCCCUACUGGUCUUUGAAAUGUUUGAUAGUAUCAUAAAUCAUGGACUAAGAGGUGGUUCAGAUUCCGAAUACAAAUUAAAGGUAAGCAUUCUGAUAACGUGAGUAGUAGUAGUUAUGGGCUUUAUACCUACAGUACAAAGACUGAUGGACUUAUAAUGAUAAAGUUGGCGCGACAUAAUCGCGUUAAAGAAAAAAUUACCUGACAUUAUUACUUAUCUAUAGGUAUCGUAAGACAACAAACUUUUGUAAAGCAAAAAGUGCAUAUAUCUGUUAAUUUGAGUUAUGUUAUUUUGUUUCGAAUUAGUAUCCAUGACAUAAUAAAAGAAGAAAUAUUAAGA
Messenger RNA from Athalia rosae (coleseed sawfly), 2830 nucleotides. RefSeq names its product serine/threonine-protein kinase Chk2 (gene lok). Gene Ontology annotation, molecular function: ATP binding; protein serine/threonine kinase activity; protein binding. Gene Ontology annotation, cellular component: cytoplasm; nucleus. Gene Ontology annotation, biological process: mitotic DNA damage checkpoint signaling; protein phosphorylation. NCBI's taxonomy places the organism in Eukaryota, Metazoa, Arthropoda, Insecta, Hymenoptera, Athaliidae. The transcript has 9 exons. Bases 640 to 2112 code for a protein of 490 amino acids. The record is from RefSeq and is a predicted model, not a curated record.